This is a messenger RNA of Mangifera indica (mango), 1311 nucleotides long. RefSeq names its product succinate dehydrogenase subunit 5, mitochondrial-like. The record is from RefSeq and is a predicted model, not a curated record. NCBI's taxonomy places the organism in Eukaryota, Viridiplantae, Streptophyta, Magnoliopsida, Sapindales, Anacardiaceae. The coding region runs from base 152 to 838 and encodes 228 amino acids. The transcript is spliced from 4 exons. Gene Ontology annotation, cellular component: respiratory chain complex II (succinate dehydrogenase). Gene Ontology annotation, biological process: tricarboxylic acid cycle.
CCGUGUACUGAAAACUCACAGCAGCCCCCACCAUGCGAUCCCGCCUGUCCUGCACUGUUUGAAAAAUCGCAAAAGCAGUCAGCCUCCGUAGCCGCACUGCUUCAAAUAUUGUUAUCUUAGGCUCAAAGCCCAAUCAUAAAGGAGGUGAUAAAUGGAGAAGAUGAGUGCAGUCAGAUCUAUAUGCAGAGCAGCCUCUUUCAGAUCUUCAAUCAUUGCCACCGCCAAUAACCAUCAUGUUCGUCAGUCGUUAUCUUCUCGAACGCUUUUCGGUUUAUCCUCACCUUCUGUUUCAAUUCCUUCCAAAUCUCUUCCUUCAGGAUGCACCUGCUCUUUCAGUGAAGAUGUUGCACACAUGCCUGACAUAAAAGAUCCUGAAAUUGAGCGUUUUUUGAAGGACUUGAUGGCUGAAGGCUGGGAUGAGAUUCCUGAGAGUGUCCUCUAUGAUGUGAAGAAGGCUUUGUUAAAAGACACAGAUGACAAGGCUGGCCAGGAGGUCUUGAAAACUGCUCUCUGUGCAGCUGAAGCAGUUGAGGAGUUCACUGGGAUUAUUAUGAAUAUUAAAAUGGAAAUUGACAAUAGUAUUGGGAUGAGUGGUGCGGAUGUAAAACCCUUGCCAGAUGAUUUGUCCAAUUCAGUCAGUACAGUUUAUCAAAGCUACUCUACCUAUCUGGAUGCAUUUGGUCCCGAAGAAUCCUAUUUGCAGAAGAUGGUGGGGACGGACUUGGGGUCUAAGAUGAUUUUCUUAAAGAUGAGAUGCAGUGGUCUUGGUUCUGAGUGGGGAAAGAGUUUAUAUUUGCAGGCCCAAAAGAAAAACCCAGAAGAGCAGCCCACAAGAUGAUCCAGCUGGAAGUGUCAUGAGAUGCAAGGCUGAUGAGGGUAUUCUGGAAAAUUCAGAUGAAAUGCUGGAAGUGGAGAAAGUGCAACAAGUGGCUGGAAGUGGCCUUGGUCAUUUGGAAGGAAAUGGGUUAGUGGGAAUGAGGCCAACGUGUGCAGAAGAUUGAGCAAGAAAUUAGGCAGCCAUGAGGAAAGUGGAAGGGAAAGGCUGCCUAUAAAUACGAGUAUGAAGAGAAGAGACGGUGCGAAGAAGACUUUCCAGUUUUGAUUAAAUUCUUAGGAGCUCUUUGUUAGCUCAAUUGUUUUAGUGUUUUGUUGCUGUGUCCUUUUAUUUGUUGCUGUUCUGUUGCUUUGAUUAAUCAGAUUGUUAUUGCAUUGAUUGUUUUAAUUUCUGUAAUUAGAUGUUGUAAUUGCUACUGGAAUUGAUGAUGUUAUUUCCCUUUUCAUUAAGUAUUGAAUUACAAUUUGUUUGUUGAA